Molecule: messenger RNA, 2167 nt
Organism: Lycium barbarum (goji berry)
Lineage: Eukaryota; Viridiplantae; Streptophyta; Magnoliopsida; Solanales; Solanaceae
Exons: 12
Coding region: 546-1379 (277 amino acids)
Source: RefSeq, a predicted model, not a curated record
AUAUAUAUAUAUUUUUUUACUCUUCAUGUUCUCUUCAAUUUCACAUUUUUCGUGACUGAAUUUCGUGCAAAUCUCUAUCAUCAAAAUCAACAAGCUACCUCUAUCAACAAAUCUUUAUAAGCCUGUGUUGAGUCCGAAGUGUAGUCUUUGAUGCUGUGUACUCUCGAUUUAGUGUUGAUGAAGUUCUAUGAUUUGGGUUUUUGGAUUGACUAAGGGGCGUUGUUUCUUUUCCACUUUAAGGAUGGUUUAUUGGUUGAAGCUAAAGAUUAAAUUUUUUAUGCCACUUAUCAAAAAAGGGAAUAAAAAGAUUGGAUUUUAUGUCUGUUCUAACUGAGUUGGCCACAAACACUUGACUCUAAAGUGUGUGUAAUGCUUAUAGAUGGUAUUUAGAUAGUGAUCUUCGUAUGCUUCAGUAGUUUGACUGUGUUAGUGGAUGAAAUCCACAUGGGUGUGGUGACCUGAGAUGCUAAACUUGCUGCAAGUUUGACUCUGUGUUGCAGUAAUUUUGUACAUAUGGAGGUUCAGUUUGUUUGAUUUAAAUUGAGAUGACAGUUAAAUCUACUAUCAAGUCAAUCACUCCAAAAACUGAGGAUUGGAUAUGCAAAAUUCAAGUAGUAGAUAAAGAUCCUCCCCGAGACAAGAAAGACAAAAGUGGAAAAUACCAACUGAUGGUUUUGCAAGACGAAGAGGAAAAUCAAAUUCAAGCCAUCAUUUGGAAUGUUGACAUAAUGCAGUUUGACAAGUAUUUCAAAUCAUUCCAAACAUACCUGGUGUCAGUUGCACAAGUAAAAGAACUGAAUCCUGCAUAUGCUAAUCCAUUCAACAAAUACAUUUGGACAAUUGACAGAAAUACUAUUGUUGAACCAAUUGAAAAAGUCAUUCCUCCAGAUAAUCCACUACCACCGCCAACACGAUUGGCUAUCACCCCUUUUGAGACUAUUGAGUAUCAAAUGAAAGAUUUUGAAUUUGAUCUCCUUGGACUACUUAUUAAUGCUGGACUUCCAAGUAACGCAUCAAAUGGGAAGAAAUUCCAAGAAUUCAUCAUUAUGGAUACUCAAAAAAAGCCUAAAAAGCUAACACUUUGGGAGGACUCCGUCGAACAUUAUGGAAAUGAACUUUCAGAGAAAGUGAAGCACUAUCCCGUCUUCCUGGCUAGAAGAGUAGUAAAAUCAUCAUCAGGGAUAUGGAACAGAUACAACACAACAAUACUCUUACAUCCCACAUAUCCAGAAGCUACCACAUUAGCUGCAUGGGCCAAAACAAUUCAACAACAACUCAUUGAGUACACAACUAGAAGCAUGUCCCCAGAAGGCACUCUUCUUUUUGUUCCCUUUGAAGAAGAAUCAAUAUUCAUAUCCGAUAUCCAAAUGCAACCAUAGGGACAAAUAUUCUAUAUCGACGGUCAACUUUCAUUGAUAAAUGAAGACCAACAUUUCUGCUCCAUGGCGUGCUCAGAUUGUAAAAUGUCAUUCUUAAGAACUACUUCACCAAGGCCAAUCUACUGCAUCCAGUGCGAAAGAUCCACCCAACUUAUUCCCAGAGAAAAGCGCUACUUCUUGACAAUGCGCAUAAACAAUUGGGAUCAAAGACUUUCAGAAUCCAAAUGAAAAGAUUAUUUUCCAAAAAUCAAGAUAGGCUAGCUAUCAUGAAUUAUGAGAAAAAAGAGCCUACCAACCAACCAUUACCAACUGCACCAAUGACCAGCACUGCUGAAGCAAGCAAGCGCAAGGCUAUGGAGAUUGGCUUCGACGGAACGAAUCAGCAGAACCUGCCCACCAAAGACAGACCUUCCAGCACUAGACAGAAAACAGAAACCAAGACUCCUCUCAAAAGGGAGUGAAAACUACUGGAAAUGUUUUGCCAACAAGUUUUUGGAGCACAUCUUUUUGCCAAUGCACUGUCAAGCUACUAUCUUUUUGCCGCAAGAUUGCCUUUUUGAAAAGCUACAUUACAACCAUAUGUGACGCCCCAUGCUUUAAAAAGGUAUUUUGUCAACCAUGGCGUCACACAACUACAACAUGCAUGAUUGCUACUAAGAAAAUACUUUUUCUGUAAAUAUGUGAUAUAAAUGAUGUACAUAUGACAGUGCAAUCAUAAAUGUAAUAGACAAAUGUAUAUAUGCAUAAACAAUGCAACUUAAUUAAUGUCAAAAUUUCCGUGUUUCUUA